UAUAUACAAUUUCGACAAUAAAUGAAACGAUUUGUUAGCUGUGCCACCCACAUAAUCUAAUCUCUUAGCGCAGCCCCAAUUUCUAAGAAACUAACGAUAAUGAAAAUGUUAUUUUUUCAAAAAACUACACACAAAUACUUUCCAAGGGGUUACGAGCAAUUGACCUUUCAAUGGAGCAAACAAAAAAUCCCCCACUUCUCGGAUGCAACGCGCAGCUUAUCGACAGCAGGUGCGACAGCUCAACUGAUAAGCGAUAAGCAAUAGAUAUUCGGUUAUUAUGAUUUCGGGGCGUCGCGUUAUCGACGUCCAGUUGUCCCACUGAGCUCAGUAGAACCACAAGCAGUUGGUUGAUCGGUUCCCUUCAAACGACUCGCUAUCUACCAUGGAAAAUAGAGACGCACCACCAGCCUACAAUGAGCUGACAUCGCCUAGCACUCAAGUAGCUACAGGAGGAUUAACCGCACAGUUGACCAGUCAACAACUGCACUCUCAGGCGUCCAGCAAUCAAUUGCGUGAGCAGGUGAACAGCCAAAUACCUGCUGGACCUGCUCAGGUGAACAGCACUUAUAUCCCGGCGCAGACCUAUCAGCCAUUUCCGCAAGGACCGACACAACCGCCACUCUAUCCACCAUUCACACAGCAGCCAACCACAUCCUGUGUGGUCAUUCACACAACGACCAAGAAUCAAGUCCCCGUUGGCCGGGAUCCGACAUUUGUGCGUUGUCCCUCGUGUCAAAGCGACGUGGUGACCACAAUUCAAACGAAGCCCACGACUCGAACACACGCAUUCGCCUUGGGAUUGUGCUUCAUUGGCUGCUGGCUCUGUUGUUGUAUUCCCUACUGCAUGGACUCCUGCAAAUCCGCCAAUCAUUAUUGUCCUGUUUGCAACGCAUUUGUGGGCAGUCGCAGGGAUUAACUAUUGAUCCCUAAUAAUUCUUACACCUAAUUUAAAAAAAUAAAUAUAUAAUUAUAAUGAUGUGUAAAGCUCUGUCUUCUUUUGCGCUAAGAAAUUAUUUGUAAUCGAAAUCGAAAGAACUCAACGUUGAAGACUGUUCAAACAAAAAGUAUAGCAUACUUUUAGGAACAUCAAAAAUUUAAUGUAUAUGUGAUAAAAUAUCAAAAAUAAUAAUAAUAAUGCUCAAAUCCAUGGAGCAUUUAUACCUAACAAUCUUAUAUAAUAUUGAAUCUUUUCUUAAUUAAUUUUCGGCUUAAUAUGUAACUGAAGAUAAAUAUUUGGAAUUUAUUUACCUAUGUAAAAAUUUAACAAUACGUGGGAUCGACACAUGUUUAUAAAAAAUAAUUAGUGGAUCUUAGACUCUUAUGGCAUCAGAGCUAUGCGCACUUAUCGAAUCUCCAGUGUUUCUAUAGGUAAAUGACAAAGAGCGCGCAUAACACAUUCAUUCCGCCAAUAUGUUAUAUAUAAGAAAUAUACAUAUAUGUCGCCAAUAUGUUAUAUAUAAGAAAUAUACAUAUAUGUCGGCUCAACCUACAAAGCAGGGCGCGGCCGGCCUACGGCCUUAGGCUUCGAGAAUAAUAAUUGAAAUAAAGCAUUAUUAUCAAAACCGGAACAACAUAGCACUGAUGUGCUUGGUCUUAUUGUUUCAAACUUCCCAACUCAACAUACAAGCAACUCAACAAAUGAGGACCUUAACAAGACGACCAGACUGAAAAAAUCAUAAAAAGUGUACGCAAAUAUUCGACUUAUCAGUCACCCUUUGAUGAUUUCAAAAAUAAUUUUUGUAAAUUUUAAAACCUUCAAAUUAUAAAAACUCUAGAAAGGUUAAAGCAUACUCUCAUUGUUUCACUUUUCCUAAAAAUGGGUGUCUGAUUUCCAUGCUGAAACCAAAUCAAAAUAACAUGACUUCCACAAACAGUGUUCCAUUCACAUACACACCUGCACCUUCGAUCCCUCCACCAUUCACCUACACUCCUGCUGGUGCUGGUGGAGAAAGUUCAUCUAAGGUAACCUGUCCCAAGUGUCAAUCUGAAGUCAAAAUGCGUUCCAAGUAUCAUGCAACGAAUAAAACCUAUUGUGUGACAGCAUUAUUUGGCCUCUUUUUCCUUUGGCCAUGUUUGUGCCUUCCCUUCUUCUUCCAGUGGGGCUAUAAGUUCAGCAAGUUCUGUCCCAAUUGCAAAACUCGAGUCGGAGGAUUGUAAACGGUACUCUUAACAAUCUGUGAAACCAAGCAAAUUAACAAUCCAAAACCUCGUACUUCUCUCAGAUAAUCCAGGCAUUUGAGGCUCUUCUUUGUAGAUAUUUUAGUAUUAAAGUUAUUAAAAUGUACAUGAAUAAAUAUUGUUGGUAAAUAUAA
Molecule: messenger RNA, 2312 nt
Organism: Drosophila albomicans
Lineage: Eukaryota; Metazoa; Arthropoda; Insecta; Diptera; Drosophilidae
Product: lipopolysaccharide-induced tumor necrosis factor-alpha factor homolog
Exons: 4
Coding region: 383-916 (177 amino acids)
Molecular function (GO): zinc ion binding
Source: RefSeq, a predicted model, not a curated record